This is a messenger RNA of Myotis lucifugus (little brown bat), 2918 nucleotides long. RefSeq names its product TP53 induced glycolysis regulatory phosphatase (gene TIGAR). Lineage: Eukaryota; Metazoa; Chordata; Mammalia; Chiroptera; Vespertilionidae. Gene Ontology annotation, cellular component: cytosol. The record is from RefSeq and is a predicted model, not a curated record. Gene Ontology annotation, molecular function: fructose-2,6-bisphosphate 2-phosphatase activity. The transcript has 6 exons. The coding region runs from base 87 to 902 and encodes 271 amino acids. Gene Ontology annotation, biological process: negative regulation of glycolytic process; negative regulation of programmed cell death; fructose 1,6-bisphosphate metabolic process.
GCCGGCGGGGUUUGGCGGAAGUGGUGCGGGAGCGGCGAGCCGGCAGCGCAGAGAAGCGGCGCAGCGUGGAGGACGGGACGCCAGCGAUGACGCGCUUCGCCCUGACUGUGGUCCGGCAUGGACAAACAAGAUUAAACAAGGAGAAAGUAAUUCAAGGACAAGGAGUAGAUGAGCCUCUUUCAGAAACUGGAUUUAAACAAGCAGCUGCUGCUGGUAUAUUUCUUAAUAAUGUGAAGUUUACUCAUGUUUUCUCCAGUGAUCUCACCAGGACAAAGCAAACAGUGCAUGGGAUUUUGGAGAAGAACAAAUGUUGCCAACAUAUGACAGUGAAGUAUGAUUCAAGACUUCGAGAAAGAGUAAAAAUACGGGUUGCAGAAGGCAAGGGGCUGAGUGAGCUGAGGGCAAUGGCCAAAGAAGCUGGGGAAGAAUGCCCUGGGUUCACACCACCUGGAGGAGAGACCUUAGAUCAGGUGAAGAUGCGUGGAAUAGACUUUUUUGAAUUUCUUUGUCAACUGAUCUGGAAGGAAGCAGAUAAAAAAGAAUCGUGUCCCUUAGAAACUCCAAGCAACUGUCUGGCAACUUCUUUGGCAGAGAUAUUCCCUUUAGGAAAAAGCUGUGCCUCCAAAUUUAAUUCAGACAGCAGCGCUCCAGAAUUAGUAGCCAGUGUCUUAGUAGUGAGUCACGGUGCUUACAUGAAAAGCCUGUUUGGUUAUUUUCUGAAUGACCUUGAGUGUUCCUUACCAGAAACUCUGAGCAAAUCUGAACUUACAUCAGUCAGUGCCAAUACAGGGAUUAGUCUCUUUAUCAUAAACUUUGAGAAAGAAAGAGAAGUUAAACCAACAGUUCAGUGUGUUUGUAUGAACCUGCAGGAGCAUCUAAAAGAAAUGACUGAAACUUGCUAAAUUUAAACUUACACCAAAAUCCUAACAGUUUUGAGCCUUUGAGGGAGGGAGUGCCUUUGACUUUACUUAUUUUCAUCCUCUGCUCUCACUAAAUUGGAAACAGUUUUAAAAAAGCUGUCUAUUUAGAAGGUUUUUAAGUUCAAAUGGAAUCAUAGCCACAUAAAACACUAAUGGAAAACCAUUUAGAACUGAUUUGUCUGAGUACAAUUGGCAUUUUCCAGAGUAUUUUUACUACCUGCUUACUUAUGUCUCUGGAUUGUAAAAGGAGGAAGGAACUCAGUAUUGCAAAUUGGGGGAUUAGUAAUCUGGUUACUCUUUUUUCCCCCCCCCUUUUUAAAAAAUGUUGAUAUUUUCCUUUAAUGUCUGAAAAACCUAGCUUAUUUUAUUGGCUCUCGGUAAGAUACUGUAUGUUUUGUACUAUCUCCAUCCAUACUUGGAAGAAGGGACUAUUUAUAAUUCUCACCGCAUAUUUAUAGUGUCGAUGUUAUAUUUUAAAAGCCCUUAAAUAAAAAAGGCUUACCAUCAAGUUUAUAUAAAGCAAAAUGACACGUUUUCAAUAUAGAAAUCAAUGGUUGGAAUUGUUCCCUCUAGAGCAGCGGUUCUCAACCUGUGGGUCGCGACCCCUUUGGCGGUCAAAUGACCCUUUCACAGGGGUCGCCUAAGACCAUCCUGCAUAUCAGAUAUUUACAUUACGAUUCAUGAUAGUAGCAACAUUACAGUUAUGAAGUAGCAACGAAAAUAAUUUUAUGGUUGGGUCACAACAUGAGGAACUGUAUUUAAAGGGCCAGAAGGUUGAGAACCAUGCUCUAGAGGGUUUGAAAUGUGGGUGAAUGCAGAAGUUCUUGUCUAAUAUGUAGGCUGAGAAUUCAGUUUGAGAAAGGCUGUAAAGAAAGUAGAGUUACCAGGGUGCUGCACAGUAGCCUCAGAAUAAAAGUGGGUGCUUCGUUGAAAAAGAAAAACUGUACUCUGAGAACUGCAAAUGUGGGGGUUUUGUGGAAGGCACGCAUGAGAUUGCCUCUUUUUUCCCACCAGGUGGCACUGGAGAAAAGGGAUUUUGGUUAACUUAAUUUCAAGCAUAUGAUUGGACCCUCAAAAAUUCUUAUCUAUCCCAGGCCUUUGGGGUUUAGGUGGAGGGGGAGCAAAAGAGGAAAUGGGGAGACAUCUGUAAUAUUAUCAACAAUAAAAUAAAUAAGCAAACAAAAAAUCCGUAUCUAAAUGAAGAAGUGCUUUACACGUAGUCUACUCUUCAGUGUGCAUGUUGAUGAAUGCUCUGGGUCUCAGCUUAGAAAAGAAUUAAGCCCUAGCUGGUUUGGCUCUGGAUAGAGCCUGCCCACUGAAGGGUCCAGGGUUUGAAUCCGGUCAAGGACACAUGCCCAGGUUGCGGGCUUGAGCCCCGGUAGGAAGUGUGAUUCAUCAAUGUUUCUAUCUCUCCCUCUCUGAAAUCAAUAAAAAUACAUAAAGAAAAAGAAAAGAAUGCUGAAGUUUGUCAGUUAAGGCUAAAAUGAUGUAUGGUCAGCUUUUACUUUGAACAUCAUUGAAAUGUAUGAAGUUUAGCAUUCUGCUGGGCUCCAGCAGUUUUCCUACCAGUAUUGGAACAGCACAGUUGAACACCAGGGGAAGUGCGCUGCAAAUGAAAAUUUGACAAAGUAACCAAAAAGUACAAAUAACAGAUGCCUACAUUUCCAUCACCCAAAAGUAAUGCACCCCCUUUUAAGAUAUAUUGUGAUGUAAGUCAAAUUCCUUAUGUAACCAAUUCUCAGUCCUGUUCCCCUCUGUACUCUACAGAGGCAACCACCACAAUGAAUCUAUGUAUUCACCCAUUCUUUACAUCUUUACCUGGUAUAGGGAAAUAAUAUUGUUUUGGUGUCAAAAAUGUACAUAAAUAUCUUCAAGCUGUCUGUAUCCUUUAUUUUCACUCACUGUGUCUGGGGGCUCUAUUUUGAUUUGUAUAAUCUCCUUAUAACCACUGUAUUCUGCUGAAUAAAUAUGCACGUUUUGUGUUGUCUCUAUUAGUGG